UGUUGCUGUCUGCAGGCUGUACAGAACACAUUUCUCUGAGUGUUUGAUCCAAAGCAGGUCACAAUGCGAGGGGUUUAUCGUGUUUUACUCAUUUUCAUCUUUGCCUGCUGUAUCAGGGCCAAGAAGACACGCUGGUGCACAGUGUCAGAUCCUGAACAGAGGAAGUGUGCAGAGCUAGCAAAAGCUCUGGUGGCCGUGCUGCCGCCAGCUACUUUGGCAGCUUUUGCCAGACUGUCAUGCAUUCGAGCAUCCAGCACAGGUGAAUGCAUCGCAAGAAUCAAGGCUAAUCGUGCUGAUAUUGUGACAGUAGAUGCAGGGGAAGUUUAUUCUGCAGUAAAGCAGUUUGAUCUUGUUGCUGUUGCUAAAGAGAUAUACAGUGAUGGAGGCUGCAUUCUGUCUGUGGCUGUGGUGACAAACAGCAGCUUGGACAUUCGAUCCCUGCGGGGCCUCAGGAGCUGUCACAGCGGGGUUCGAUGGACAGCAGGAUGGAGCCUCCCGCUCAGCUUCCUGCUGUCCAGAAACUACCUGAGCUGGUCCAAAGAGCAUCCUCUCAGCCAGGACAUCAGUACCUUCUUUAAUGCCAGCUGUAUUCCUGGAGCUGCAGCCAUGGCGCCUCCUCUGUGUGCCCUGUGCCAAGGCCAGAAAUCUUUUAUUCUCCAGAAGAAUUACCACUGUGAGACAUCUCACAAUGAGCCUUUCUACAACAACCAGGGAGCCCUCAAAUGUCUCAGGAGUGGGACAGGGGAUGUUGCAUUUGUAGACCAUUUAGCUCUUGAAAAUAUUGAAGAGGCCGAGCGAGACAAGUUCAGGUUACUGUGCACUGAUGGCACACAAGCUCCUCUCAGCCGCUACAGAAGUUGUAAUCUAGGCCGUGGUCCCGGAGGGGGAAUGGUCACUAGACACAAUUUUCGCAAAGUUGUUAGAAAAUUUGUAAUGACCAUUCAGUUGAUGUUUGGUCGACAAGGAAGACAGAGGCAGCGCUUUCAACUUUUCAACUCAUCACCUUUUGGAGAGACUGACCUUCUCUUCAAAGAUGUGGUGGAUAAACUGGUUGUCCUUUCCGACAAUAUAGACAUCAGCCAGGUGCUGGGACUCGAUUAUGUUGCGCUCCUCAAAGGUCUUGGGCAUGAAGGAAGCUCCCUGGAGGACAGUGUUGUGCGAUGGUGCUGCAUCAGCCAUGCUGAGCAGAAGAAAUGUGAGCAGUGGGCCCUCAGCAUUAAGUCAGAUCCGCUGGUGUGUGUCAGAGCUGUUUCGAUGCGUGACUGCAUUGAGAAAAUCAAAAGAGAUGAAGUGGAUGCUGUCUCAUUGGAUGCAACUCAUUCGUUCAUCGCAGGAAAAUGUGGUCUUGUCCCUGUGGUGACUGAAUAUUAUGGAAAAAAAUGUGCUCCUGCUGAUGGAUCGGCCCACUUAGAGACAGACGUCUUGCCCUCAGUGGUGGGUAUAGCGGUAGCAAAACGCUCCAGCAAAAACGUGUUCAUGGGGAAUCUGGGAGGCCGCCGCUCCUGUCACAGCCACACAUACAGCCCUGCAGGCUGGCUGCUACCGCACAGACACGUGUUAAGUCUGGAGCAUAACAGCAGCUCCCCCUGCGAUCCAAACCAAGUGUACAAUGAGGUGUUUUGGAAAGGCUGUCUUCCUGGCUCUGAGGGGAAUCUGUGCAAAGUGUGUGUGGGAGGCACAGGAGAGGCUGCUACUAAACGCUGUACUGACAACCACAAUGAGCGCUAUUAUGGCAACAUGGGUGCUUUAAGGUGUCUGGUUGGAGAUCCAAUUGGGAAAAGCUACGGUGAUGUGGCCUUCCUUGAGCAGUACAACCUCCAAGCCAACAUCCUCAGUUUAAAUUCCACCGGCUGGGCAGAGGGAUGGACAGUAUCAGAUUUUGAGCUGUUGUGUGGUGACGGAAGUCGUGCCCCUUUGUCAGAGUGGGAGAGUUGUAACCUGGGAGUGAUACCGCCAAACACCAUCAUGACACGACCAGUACUCACUGCACGCGUGUACGACUUCCUCAUGAAGUCACAGGAAACUUUGGCAGCCAGUCCAAACACAGAGUUCAAGAUCUUUGAAUCUCAUCAGUAUGGAGAAAGUGAUCUACUGUUUAAAGAUGCAACAGAGUGUUUGGUCCAUACAAGCCACAUGGACUACCGCACCAUCCUCGGAGAGGAGUUUUACACUCACGUGGAAACUGUCUUCAACUGCACACACUCUGAUAUCUUGGAGUUUUGUAACCAGGAUGUGUGCAGCAUAUUCUAAUGGACAACACUGCCUUUCCCCGUUUCUCAGUAGAAACCAUCACUGGUGUUAUCACAGUUGUGAAAAGACUGAAAUGAAUGAGGACCUUGCAUUAACUUUUGAAACACUGCAAUGCCUCUAUGACUCGUAUCUUUGUGUACUUCAGAGACACAUAAUUUUUUAGCAAAUGUUUGUAAAUCUGACAACACAUUUUCUCAGAAAUUGAAACUUUAAGAAAAUAUGUGAUUAAUUUUUCUUUCAUUUCAUUUAAUCUUAAAAUCUUUCUGAAAAAUGUAUGCUUUUGGCCCUGCAGGUGACCGUGCUUCUUCAACCAUUUAAGGCUGAAGCUUUGGUUGCAAAGAUACACAAAUUAAGUGCUCACAAGAAGAACCUUUGGAACUGCAGUCUUUACAAGUUAUGUAUUAAGUUAUAUGUUUCUAUAUUGGCUGUAGUUUUCUUGUAUACGAUUGUUUAGAGACUAGUGAAAUGUGUUCAGUUUCUAAAGCUUCAUUCAAAAGUAACAAAAAUAUAUGUAACUAGUGGGUAAAUAUAAGUUCAUACACCCAACUGUAACUUUAUUAAGUGCACCUGUCCAAUUGCUUGUUAACACAAAUGGCUAAUCAACCAAUCACAAGGCAGCAACUCAAUGCAUUU
Messenger RNA from Melanotaenia boesemani (Boeseman's rainbowfish), 2883 nucleotides. RefSeq lists its product as uncharacterized. Gene Ontology annotation, biological process: iron ion transport. The transcript has 17 exons. Lineage: Eukaryota; Metazoa; Chordata; Actinopteri; Atheriniformes; Melanotaeniidae. The record is from RefSeq and is a predicted model, not a curated record. Gene Ontology annotation, cellular component: early endosome; recycling endosome; plasma membrane. Bases 64 to 2250 code for a protein of 728 amino acids.